Monascus purpureus is the source of this 1918-nucleotide messenger RNA. The record is from the annotation of a GenBank genome assembly. NCBI's taxonomy places the organism in Eukaryota, Fungi, Ascomycota, Eurotiomycetes, Eurotiales, Aspergillaceae.
GUGGGCGCAUCGCUGCUCGACUGCAACGAUUCGAAUACAUCCUCCAGGACGGUCCUGUUAUGCUCCAGGCACGAGCACAUCCGGAGCUUUGAGCGGCAGGUUUCAGGGACGAUCAUGUCUGCCGCGCAGACAUAUGAAUUGCUCCCUCCCCGGGAUCGCCUCUUGCCGGGCGCCUCUGUCCCCCCUGCCAGCAACGGUGAACAGCCGGCAUGGGCCUCGCGUCCAGCCAAGUUGCGGAGGUGGCAUGUUGGCAGCUUGCUGCUGGACUUGUCGUGCAUGAUAAUACCGAUUCCCUUCUAUGUCCUCAUCUAUUACUGCGCUGCCAGCCGCGGACGACCGGUGGAUGAAGCGCAUUUGCACCGGAUGACGGAAGGGCUGAAAACCUCUGCGACUAUCUUCCCGUUGGUCUUUUCGGUCGUGGUGGGAAGAAUGACCAAAAUAGCAGCCGAAUGGAGGCUGGAACGAGGCAGCUCGGUGCUCUUGUUGGAAGAACUGAAUCACAGCUCAACUCUGCUGAAAACGGUCUUGACGCAAGUGAGACUGCGUAUGCUCAGCAUAUGCGGUCUGCUGCUCAUUCUCAUAUGGGCUUUCUCGCCGGUGGGUGGCCAGUCUCCUCUGAACAUCCUUUCCACGACGACUACUCUCACCGCGUCAAAGCAGCCAUUGCAGUACGCAUACCUGACCCCGGGCGUCGCAUUCAGUGGCACUGCUAGCUCAGACACGUAUGGCGGAUUUGUCGAGAGUCUUUAUGUUACCAGUCUUCUUGCCGCGCCUACCACUGUCCAGAACUCCAUGGAUAACUUCAACAACCUGAGACUGCCGACACUCAAGGGGCUGAGGAAUCAGGCAAAUUCGACUGGAUGGGUCACCAUUCCUCAGACAAGGAAUGUAACCUACUCCUCGCUCAUUGGGGUACCGAUUACGGGGAUCAAUGUCCUCGGCAACACAAGCUUCCUGAUGGACGGGUCUUAUUAUGAUCUCACGUUCAACGGCAGCUCCGGGGGAGAUCUGGUUCUGAACGGCUCCGGUAUUUCGGUUAAUAUAACCAUGAACGAUGUCUUCACCAAAUUUGGGGUCAUACUCAGCGCAGCAGGUAGAUCCGCCCAGAUGUCUUUUACAUGGGACCAAGUCAACGUCCAGUGCCAGGUGGUAUGCACAGUCAUCAUCCCAUAUGGGAAUCAGCAUUCGUGCACCGUGAAAGCAAUGCGUCAGUUAAACGUUACCUCUCCAUUGGUACCUGAUUUUAUGAUCGCGUCAAACAUUGAAACGCGCUGGAACUCGCUGCUGUCGGGUCAGAACUUUUCUCUCUCGGAAGCAUUCCUUCGCCAUCCACAGGCGCCGCUGCAGGCAAAUCUGUCGGAUCCUUCAACGGCUUCUCCGUCCGUGGACGACCUGACCAUCCGGCUAUCGCAGCUGCUCAACACCUAUUUGUACGGCGGGGCUGAUCCCUUAGCGAUGCUGUCCGGGGUUCCGUCACCGGCAACCGUCAUGAAUGCCACGGGCACUUGCGUCUCUGUCCAUCAAAGAGUAUACGCGGUGGACUCGGCAUGGUUGGGUGUUUUUGCAGUGGCGAACACCAUUUUCCUUCUCUGUGGACUUACCACCGCCGUGCUGGAUUCAUUCCGGCUGAAUCCGGACAUAUUGGGCUACGUCUCCUCGAUGUUGCGAUGGCCGUCGCUGUCCCUGGACAUGCCAGCCGUGAGUAGCACUCUGGGAGGGGAAGAGAAAACAAUGCUUAUCAAGGACACGGUGGUUCGUCUUGGUGAUGUGCAAGGUGAUAUGCCACUGGGUCGAUUAGCAAUCGGAACCCUGGACAAGGUGCAACGUAUACGUCCAGGUAGAUCAUACGAGUAAAGUAAUGUCACGAAGUAACGAGUGAAUGGCGGACACUGAAGAGGGCUUGUAUUAGCUAGGAGCU